AUGAUUACCGCAAAACCAGGCUACUGGAUUAUGACCGAGUUUAGCGGCCUUCCUGUCCUAAAUUGGGGGGGGAUUUUCUUCUCUCCCAAACACCCAGGACUAUCUACCGCGCGAGCCCGCAUUCUCGUCUGUGGUGUCUGUGGUAUUUCUGGAGUCGAUAAUACUAUGAGGGCCGGUGGAUAUACUCGCGUCCCUCGGACGCCGCAUCCGGGUUUUGCGCCUGAAUACGAAAUUGUUGGUAUCGUUGAUGAGUUUGGAGAUCAGAAUCGCAACAAUGGUUUCAAGACCGGAGAUGUCAGUGGCUCUGCCAUAUAUGCGAUUGUUCCCCUGGACAGGAUGUUCAAGUUGAGACCGGCAGACAAUCUGGUGAAAGCAUUUGCAUUGCCUUUGAACUACACGACCGCUUUUGGAAUGUUGCUGGAGAGGCCAAAGAAAUCAGUUCAAAAGUGA
Molecule: messenger RNA, 450 nt
Organism: Rhinocladiella mackenziei CBS 650.93
Lineage: Eukaryota; Fungi; Ascomycota; Eurotiomycetes; Chaetothyriales; Herpotrichiellaceae
Exons: 1
Coding region: 1-450 (149 amino acids)
Source: RefSeq, a predicted model, not a curated record